Acanthochromis polyacanthus (spiny chromis) is the source of this 2062-nucleotide messenger RNA. RefSeq lists its product as uncharacterized. NCBI's taxonomy places the organism in Eukaryota, Metazoa, Chordata, Actinopteri, Pomacentridae. The coding region runs from base 239 to 1594 and encodes 451 amino acids. The transcript is spliced from 3 exons. The record is from RefSeq and is a predicted model, not a curated record.
AUAUGUUGAUUGCACUUAUUAAGCCAAGCAGAAGAAACUUUAUUCCAAGAAAAUAAACAGUUUUUUUUAAAAAAAAAUCUUUUUUUAAACUUUAAAAUGGAUCAGUUUGACCCUCAACAGGAGGGUGAAUGACUCAUCCUACUCUGAUCCUAUUGGCUGACAGGACUCGGGGCCCCCGGUUUGGCCCCCGGUUGGACCAUCCAUAUGGGACCACUUCCGGUUAGUGUUUACUGCCACCAUGCUCCUGAACGACUUCUUCACUUUCGAGCGGACUGAUUACGGUUCCUUUGAGCAUUGCUGCGUGCCUCUGUGCAACUCGUCCAGUAAGUACAACACAACUCUCAGUUUCCACAAGUUCCCCCCGGACCCGGAGCUCAGGAGGACAUGGAUCGAGUCCAUCCAGAGGGAGAAGCUGCACGUUAGUCGCUUCAGUCGGGUGUGCAGCCGCCACUUCACCGGGGAGGACUUCCAGGAGGACGGACGGCAGCUGAAGCCGGGAGCCGUUCCGGUGCUGUUUGAGUGGAACCAGUACUCUGUUCCCGGCGGGGUGGCGGUGGACGGACCGGUGGACGGACCGGCGGAGGAGCCCGAAGCCUUCCUAACUGAGCACAACUACGCUCUGGCUUCAGAAACCGAGCUGAAGGAGCGGAUAGGGCGGCUGACUGGGGGGCAGAGGUUCGGCCUGCAGCGGUUCGCCGGCUCAGACGAGGACCUACGAUUUUUCACAAGGUUUGCAUCCUAUGACCUCCUCAUGGGCUUCUGGACAUCAAUAGAGCAUUUGGUUCCACUGGUGGUCAGCAUGAAGAACUCACACAGAGACGUCCUCACAGACACAAAUGUCCCAGCAGUUUCUUCUCUGCAGCCCAUCGAUGAGAUGCUUUUGCUCCUGAACUAUUUAGCGCUGGGUUCCAAACUGAACGACCUCGCUGACAGAUAUGGAAUCCAGCCGUCUGCAGUCCGUCAGAUCAUCACGAAAUGGAGUAACUUUUUGUACACUGUCCUGGGAUCAGUAAACAUCUGGAUACCAGAGGAGAAAAUAAGGAAACAUUUACCAGCAGAGUUUGAGGAAUAUGCCAACACUACGGUCAUCCUGGGCUGCAUGGAGCUGAGAUACCAGCGUCCUCCCUCGUCUCUGCUGGACGGUGAAGACCUCUCCACCCAGUCUAACUCCUCCUGCACGCUCAAAGGCCUGUUUGGAGUUGCUCCUCAUGGCGCUGUCACCUUUGUCUCCCAGCUGUUUGCCGGAUCCGUCAGAGACGACCACCUGAUACGAGAGUCUGGGAUUCUGAAGCUGCUGAGGCCUGGGAUGGGCGUCAUGGUGGACCAAGGAUUUCCAGUGGAUGACUUAUCUCUGUGUAAAAUCUACAUGCCGGCGUUUCUCUCUCCCAGGUCCCGGAUGUCUGGCCGUGAUGUCAGGGAGACGCUGGCCAGCGUGCACGUAGAGCAUCUCAUUAGCAGAGUGAAGGACCACAGGUUCUUCGACACUGAGAUCCCUCUGCAGCUGUUAGGAAACAUUAACCAGCUCUAUACUGUAGCAUGUCUCCUAACAAACUAUGAGAAUGGACUUCUGGGAAAGACUGAGAGGUUAGUGUAGGACUUCAGACUGCACAAAGACGGUGUAUUACAAAGUUACGCAAAGUCUGAAAAUGAGCAGUUUAUCUUUGAUGUCAUAUCAUUUCUGUUUGAAAUACGUUCAUUUUGUACAACUUUACUUGUAUGAGAAGCUUUUUGCUCACCCACCUGUCAGCUGUUCCUUAUUAUGGUGCUUUCAGGGACAUUAAAACACUGAGAUUGUAAUCCUGCAUCUUUAUUGCACAGUCCAUUAUUUACUGUACAGGCCAGCAGUAGGCUCACAGCUGUUUCAGUAUUUGCAUCACAUUUUAGAUCUAAUUUAUCCAAACCAGUAUUCCGUAUCCUUUAUUCACGUUAUGGAAAUGUUAUGAGACUAUUUCUUCCUAUUUUGGUUUUGAGUUUUGUUUUUGUAAAUUUUUUUUCUUUUUUUACUGGGAUUGUGAGCAACAGUAAACAAAUUAAAGAGCAAAUAAAGUGGAUAUUAAAGCAG